GACGCGUGCGCAAUGUUGUGACAGACUGGAAACAGUCAAGUUGAAUUUAUUUUCUCGCAUUAUUUAUUAAUUUCUAUUUAUUUAAAUAAAUAACAAAUACACAAUGAAACGUUUGUCUGAAGAAAGAACAAAAUUACUAUUCGAAAAAUUAACAAAAUAUAUAGGGGACAAUGUUAAGCACUUGAUUGAUCGUCCAGAUGGAAUUUACUGUUUUCGGGAGAAAAAGGAUCGUGUUUAUUAUGCAUCGGAGAAAAUUUUUUCCAUUGCAAUGACUUUGGGUUCUGAUCGUUUAUUGAGCGUUGGAACGUGUUUUGGAAAAUUCACAAAAUCAGGAAAAUUUAAAUUACAAAUAACAGCUCUUAAUUAUUUAGCGCCUUAUGCUCAGUACAAAGUUUGGCUAAAAGCAUCAGCCGAACAACAAUUUUUAUAUGGCCAUCAUGUAAAUAAAUCAGGAUUAGGCAGAAUAACCGAGGGAACACAAAAAUAUCAAGGAGUUGUCAUCUAUAAUAUGCACGACUUACCACUUGGUUUUGGUGUUGUGGCGAAAAGUACAGCCGAUUGUAAAAAUGCAGAUCCAAUGUCAACUGUUUGCUUUCAUCAAGCAGACAUUGGAGAAUAUAUUAGAUCAGAAGACACAUUAUUAUAGUUCCGCGUCAUAUUUUUAUUUUAUAUUUUCUUAAAUAAUUAACUAAUGUAAAUAAAAUUUAACAAUUUUUAUUAAAAGAAAUUUGUUUCCACUCUGUA
Molecule: messenger RNA, 744 nt
Organism: Leptopilina heterotoma
Lineage: Eukaryota; Metazoa; Arthropoda; Insecta; Hymenoptera; Figitidae
Product: 60S ribosome subunit biogenesis protein NIP7 homolog
Exons: 4
Coding region: 104-646 (180 amino acids)
Biological process (GO): ribosome assembly; ribosomal large subunit biogenesis
Cellular component (GO): preribosome, large subunit precursor; nucleus; nucleolus
Molecular function (GO): RNA binding
Source: RefSeq, a predicted model, not a curated record